Coregonus clupeaformis (lake whitefish) is the source of this 3181-nucleotide messenger RNA. Its product is annotated as testis-expressed protein 264 homolog. The record is from RefSeq and is a predicted model, not a curated record. Gene Ontology annotation, cellular component: nucleus; autophagosome membrane; endoplasmic reticulum membrane. Gene Ontology annotation, biological process: protein-DNA covalent cross-linking repair; reticulophagy. The transcript is spliced from 4 exons. Bases 736 to 1731 code for a protein of 331 amino acids. Lineage: Eukaryota; Metazoa; Chordata; Actinopteri; Salmoniformes; Salmonidae.
GAAGUGUGAUUGACUUGGAGUUACAUUGUGUUGUUUAAGUGUUCCCUUAAUUUUUUUGAGCAGUGUAUAAUGUACAAGUUAGUCUUGUUUCCAGUCUGACAAGCUUGAUUGAAUGCAUGAAACUAGUAAAUAGUGUACCCAGCUCAUUGGUCAGGGAACCUACACCGUUUACACACCAUAGAGUGCAAGAGGAUGCGGUGGUAUCGUGCCAAUAUAUUCGAGCUAUUUUAAAAGAAAAUCACCUGGAAUAGCCAACAAGGCAAUUGAUAGUGUAAUAAUAAUAUACACAAUAAUGCAAAAAUGUAAUGUAAUGGUUUUUAUGAUUAAAGAUAAACAAAAUGUCGAGCUUUAUCGAAAAGGGACACCCCUUCAUACGAGGCUUGAUGGUUUAUCCCGGAAGCAUGUUCCUGUGUUUAGGGAAAUAAACGUUGACUUGUUUAGCUAUUCGGCCAACAUCGCGCGACCGCCCUACCUUCACUUAUCACCGAAAAUAUUACGAAAGCAAACAAGUUAUUCUCGUUUUUAAAUCACAAGCAAUUCAUAUGGAUUUUAUUUUAAAAUAUCGUGAAUAGCUGAUUCAUGACGUUCUCGGUUUGUAGUUUGUAGACUGUCCGCAAACUCGUGCUUCCCGAGGAGGUUCUUCUUUACACUUCAUAGAGCUUGACAUUGUCAGAACAGAACGUUUGACUGGGAAAGGGUUGAGUUGCAUCAGUGGCAGCAGCUUUAGUGGAGACAAUGUCUGACUCUAUUAUUUUAGCUCUGAUAGUGUUUCUUAUAUUGUGUUUGGUUGUAACAGUGGUGGCAGCUAUUGUGUACUCUGGGCUCUUCACUGAGGUCAAUAUCAAGACAGGGUCGCCUCCUAUCAAAAACUUUACCAUUGCCUACAAACUUCACAAGGGACCUUAUAAAGACUGUGGUGCUGCCUUCACCGAGACUGUCAGUAUUGGGCCAAAGCUCAAUACCAUCCGUGUGUCCUACGAUGACUCCACAGAGGUGCCUGAUGACCAGUGUCGCUACAUCGUGGGCAGUAUCCUGAGCGAGGGAGAGGAGCAGCCUGACGAGGAGCUCCAGAAGCUGUAUGAAAAGUUUGGCUUUAAGGUGCUGUCCCUUCCUGAGGUGUCCCUGGCUGUGACCACCACCUUCCCCUCCACCACCCCCCUGUCCCACUGGCUGGCAUCCUACAAAGUCUACCCUGAGCUCCACAACUACAUCAUGCAGAGGCAACUCCAUGCCUGGCCAUUCAUUGAGAUCAAUACAGGGGACCUGACCCACUACAUGGCUCCGCUGUCCUCCCAGAGUGGCUUCCACCACACUGGCUUCGUUGUGCCCGAGCUCAUCACACCGACAGCAGCCAAGACACCGGUGACAGAGGAGUCCUUGGACCAGGACAGAGGGACAGAUAUUGCAGGUGCAAAGACCCACUGUGAUGUCAGCAGCACUCUGAGCGGCCAGGUGCAGUCAGAGAACACAGAGACGUCUCAGGCCCCCUCCCUGCCCCCCUCACUGCCCCACAGGGACCAGGGGGACGGGGAAGAGCAGGGGCAGGCCGAGGAACACAUCAACGAUAAACACGGGGACAGGGGCUCCAGCGAGUCAGUGGGCAGCGGCUCCUCCUUUGAGGAACUGGACUUGGUGGAGGAGAUGGUGGAGGAGCUGGAGAGAGAGUUGGGGAUGGAGGGAAGGGAGGAGGAAGGCCUCACGGUGGAGGAAGGGGCCAAGGAAGCCCCAUGAGAGGCUUUAGCUGAGGAGAGGGAGCCCAUGGGGGAUGGAGAGGAGUAGAAGAGGGGGAGAUAAAGGGAUGGAUGGAGGUAAAGGGAUGAAUGGAGGUAACUCCUCUGGGUUGAGAUUUCUUCAGCGAAUCUUAGUUGUCUUUUAUGUCAACUUUUAUUUCUGUAGCCAUACAAUUUAUCAUGACAGACAUGCCAUCUAUUUCUGGACCUCUGUACUUUCCUGUACCUAAGACUGUAAUUUCUGUGUUGCGAGAUUAUGACAAAACUCUUCUUUUUUUUGUGAAACAUAUCAAUAGCAACAGUUCUUCCUUUUUUCAAAGAUUUCUUAAUUUUAAAAAGGGUUUAUCAAUAUUAAACAGAUAUAACUAUUGUAGGAUAUGAUACAUUCACCAGUAGAAAAUGAUACACUCUUUGUGGACAGAAAUAUUGUUACAAUGUACUUGUGGGACUGAUGAAAGUCAACCUUCCUUUUGAUUGAAGUAUUUAAAUGUUAAUAACAUUGUGUACGAUCGAUUUAAUCAUCUCUCAUCAUAGUAGACACACAUUUUAUAUAAGAUGGACAACAAUGAUAUAUAAUCAAAUAUAUAUAUAGUAUAAGAUUAACAAACAUAUGAAGGAAUCAAAGGCAUCUAGUUGUGAAUGAUUUGUAAUUGUAUCUACCAACAUAUUGUGACAAUUGAGAUGCUACCUACUUGCAAUGGGUUACAAUGUUUCCAGAAUACUGUUAUGAUGCCUUUUCACACAAUUUGGUGACCAGAAAGUCCAGAGCAUGUACUGUACAAGAGGGUAUCUAAAGCAAUAUCUGCCUCCGUUCAUUUUUACAUGAAUAACAACCUUACAAGGUCAUUUUGCUUUUGCCCUCAAUUUGAAAUAGGUUUGACACCUGGGAAACUCUGAGAACUGGGGCAGGGCUUAAACAGAGUGGUGUACACUAAUCCAUAGAACUGCAAGAAUAGGGGCUUUAGGUGAAAGUCAGUUCAGACUCAUAAAGUCAUCAAGGGCUAGUAUUUACAAUUCACCUCUGAGAUGGAAGUACUCUAUUUUUAUUCAUCUGGUAGACUUAUGUUAUCUAACAGUUUAACCAUAUAGCCAAUCAAAAUAAAAUAUUUUAAAUCUUCACCUUUCAGAUGAUCUGUUACUUUGGCCUAGGUGUUUCCAGUCUAGAAACUUGUUCAACUACUCUGGUCUGUCAUGUGUACCAAUAUAAUCUUUAGCCUUUGACUUGAAUCCGGGACACACUGGGUUAUUCACUUCUUUUAAGUAUUAUAACAACUUCCUAUAUGGCAUGUUGAUAAUCCUAUGAUAUAGACAUGGGGCUCACUCCAUUUGUUUUUGUCACAUGUUCUUCUGUUGGGUCUCUUGUCUUGUGCUUUGAGACACAUGGGGAUAAUGUACAAUGCCAUGGGGGUGUCUUUCUGUCUGGAAUAAACGUGUUUAAUUGCAAAUGUUAA